AUGUGUAUUCUUUUGAAAGCACUUUUCUGGACGACGGCGCUUCUGACGCUGAAGGUAACGUUGGCCUGCGUGAGCACGACGGGAACGAUUCCAAUCACAAUCACGACGACAACUCCCCUCAUGACGACAACGACUGAACGGAAGAUGGCCGAAGAUACCUCCACAACCACCACUACCACUACUAGCGGACCGCCAGGUAGGCUCCAGAUCGUAGAAAGUUUUGAUGGGAAAAACGGUGUUUCUUUGUGAUUACAUCAGAAAAGAUUUUUGCUAGAGCUUUUUUGCUACAGUAAGUCGAUUAAAGUCUGCGUUUCCUGAACCAAAAUUUUUCGAAGGUUCUUUCGUUUUUUGAAGUUUGCUUCGAAAACCGAAAGAACCUUCGAAAAAGUUUGUUUUUUUAAACGAAACUUCAGUGGCGCUGAUUUGAAAAUUCUGGCCGAGAACUUUAACGGUUGCAGUCACGACACCAUUGUGCUGCGACGGACGUCCAGAGAACACAUCACAGGGGCUGAUUACGCCGCCUUUCACCUCGGAUACCUGCGAAACGGUGCCACACACGUUGACCUGCGCCUACAGUGGCGCCACCAUACCUGUCCACAACGUCGGCAUGUACAUCAACGAUUUCAAUGUUGUGAGUUGACCGAGCGAACUGCAAAAACUUAUCGAACUUCCAAUUCCAAAUGACGUAAUUUCAAGUCGCGCUUAACGAGCAGUGAACAAAAAGUUUUUCAAAAACUCCCUAGAAGUAGUUUAAUGGAAAAGCCAAUUAAAAACUAAAUAAAAAAUUUUGGUUUGAACUUUCCAGACCGCUUUUGUAAACUUGGCUAUUCAAAAACCUAGAAAAAAAAAUUCAGGAUAGCUUUAUCUUUUAAUUUUCAGCUCUCUGUUCUGACUGCCGCAAACUCGACAGGGUCUUGGCAGUUUGUUUGUGACACCAGACUCGGAAGGUUCCGGUUCACGUCGGCGCAGCUCAGCAGCAACACCUUCAACUUCAUCGGCUGCGCCUAUGUCGACGACAUGAACAAUGUGAUAAGAAAACCAGCCAAAAAGUAA
Caenorhabditis auriculariae is the source of this 1053-nucleotide messenger RNA. The record is from the annotation of a GenBank genome assembly. NCBI's taxonomy places the organism in Eukaryota, Metazoa, Nematoda, Chromadorea, Rhabditida, Rhabditidae.